Messenger RNA from Opisthocomus hoazin, 1242 nucleotides. NCBI's taxonomy places the organism in Eukaryota, Metazoa, Chordata, Aves, Opisthocomiformes, Opisthocomidae. The record is from RefSeq and is a predicted model, not a curated record.
AUGGGCCGCUAUUCGGGCAGGAGCAGCAGGCUCAUCCUCAUGUGCGUGGUGAGCCUUGUGCUCUUUGCUGUUGAGAUCUCAGUAGCCUACGUCGGCAAUUCUCUUUCUUUAGCUUCAGAUGCCUUUGCUGUUCUCUCUCACUUGAUCUCCAUGAUCAUCGGUUUGUUCGGUGUCAGGGUCAGUCGCAUCAGAUGGCACAAGGCUAACACUUUUGGCUUCAGCCGGGCAGAUGUGCUGGGAGCUUUCGGCAACUCUGUUUUUGCCACCGCUCUGAUGUUUAGCAUCUUCUUUGAGGCAAUCAAGAGGUUUAUCAAUCCUCAGAAGACUGAGAAAGCACUGCUCGUCCUCAUUAUCGGGGUUGUAGGUCUGUUCUUCAAUGUGUUCAACUAUGUUAUUUUCAUGGACUGCUGUUAUUGUCAUGCACCCCAAGGAGACACCGAAACAGGUGAUUCACCAAACGACCAAAAAAGCCCUGAAGAGGGGUUUGAGAAGAAACAAGAGAAAAAGUCUGAAGCCUUGAACAUCAGAGGUGUUCUUUUGCAUGUUAUGGGAGAUGCACUUGGAUCUGUAGUCGUGGUAGUUGCUGCUGCAAUCUUCCAUGUGCUUCCUCUGGGGGAUGCUCCGUGUAAUUGGCAGUGCUACAUCGAUCCAAGCCUGACAAUCAUUAUGGUGUUCAUCAUCUUGUCCUCUGCAUUCCCGCUUAUCAAAGAGACCUCAACUAUUUUGUUGCAGAUGGUUCCCAAAGGUGUUAAUAUGCGACUACUGACUGACAGCCUAUCUCGUGUACCAGGGGUUAGCAGCCUUCAUGAGGUGCACGUCUGGGAGCUUGCAGGUGGGAAGAACAUUGCUACUCUUCAUAUCAAGUGCCAAACCCCUACUGAUUACCAAGAUGCUGCUUAUAAAAUACGGAAGGUUUUCCAUGAAGCAGGGAUCCAUUCUGUGACCAUCCAGCCGGAGUACAUUGACCGCAAGACCUCCCAGCUACUGUGCAGCUCGCCCUGCAUCUCAAAAGCUUGUGACUCUCAGCUGUGCUGCAGUCAGCGGGAGAACCCCCUGGCUAAAACUAAUGGCAGUACUGAGAAAAACAAUAGUUGCCUUUCUGCGCUGCAUAAAGACAAUGGUUCAAGUAAAAAUGAUAUUGAAAUCCCCAUUGAGCCCCCAUUGGCAGAGGAUAGCAGUAAAAAUGUGAAAAAUUGUGAUGUGUCUGGUUACAAAUCACAGUUGAGCAGUACACGACUUUAG